AUGUCCUCCUCGCCCCUUUUCCGGUUGGGACGCCUGGUGCUGCUGUUCACGAUGCUGAUCGCGUCGCUAGUCAGCUUCACCUCGGCCUUCACCCUGAUCCUCGGCCCCAACGAGGAGCGCUGCUUCUUUGAGGAGCUGUCCCCCGGCGAUCGCAUGAGUGUCACCUUCGAGGUGACCCAGGGCGGCAAGCUGGAUGUGGAUUUCUAUCUCUACUCCCCCUCCAGCAACAUCCUCCACCAAACGGAGAAGGCCACCUCCGAGACCUUCGCCUUUACCUCCUCCGAGAAUGACUCCGAUACUCCGGGCAAGAACCGCUACCGCUACUGCUUCAGCAACCGCCUGUCUUCGCGCACGCGCAAGAUCCUCUCCUUCACGGUCCGCACGGAUCCCCUUUCGCGCCGCAACAACCAGAAUGUCUCUCGUGAUCCCCAGCUCGAGGCCGAGCUGAAUGAGCUUCUCCACGGCUCGAAGGCCAUUCGCGAGUCGGUGCGGUACCUGCGCGUUCGUGAGGCCACCCAUCGGAGCACGGCCGAGUCCUCCAACUCUCGCAUCAAGUACUGGUCCAUCGCUCAGCUGGUCAUCCUGCUGCUGGUGGUCGUUGUUCAGUUUGUCUUCCUCAAGCGCUUCUUCGAAGUCCGCCGCACCGUGUAG
Fonticula alba is the source of this 651-nucleotide messenger RNA. RefSeq lists its product as hypothetical. Lineage: Eukaryota; Rotosphaerida; Fonticulaceae. The transcript has 4 exons. Gene Ontology annotation, biological process: endoplasmic reticulum to Golgi vesicle-mediated transport; intracellular protein transport; protein retention in ER lumen. Gene Ontology annotation, cellular component: endoplasmic reticulum; Golgi apparatus; COPII-coated ER to Golgi transport vesicle. Bases 1 to 651 code for a protein of 216 amino acids. The record is from RefSeq and is a predicted model, not a curated record.